This is a messenger RNA of Pestalotiopsis fici W106-1, 1620 nucleotides long. RefSeq lists its product as uncharacterized. Gene Ontology annotation, cellular component: mitochondrion. Gene Ontology annotation, biological process: phosphatidylethanolamine biosynthetic process. The record is from RefSeq and is a predicted model, not a curated record. The transcript is spliced from 2 exons. Gene Ontology annotation, molecular function: phosphatidylserine decarboxylase activity. Bases 1 to 1620 code for a protein of 539 amino acids. Lineage: Eukaryota; Fungi; Ascomycota; Sordariomycetes; Amphisphaeriales; Sporocadaceae.
AUGGCUACCCAGCACAUCUCGAUCCUGGCGAAGUCCCGGGUUCUGCCAGGGCCUUUACGUACAACUGCUCUUUAUCCUCAAACAUAUUCGGCGAGCUCCCGAACGUGCAUACGCCGGUUCGCGACCACGCCUCGAUCCCAAUUCCAACAGACGUCCCAACGAUGCCAGCAGAAGGAAAAGUUCGGAUCGCGAUUGGGUUCUGCACUGAGAAACACAAAGGUGCAAUGGUAUCCUAUUCCUGUUGCUCUUGGUGUAGGCUUCCUCGGCCUCGUACAGUUCUACAAGACUCAGGUGCGUGAGAAGGAAAGACUGGAACAAGAAGCUGCCGAUGGUGAUCUGGGAGGGCGACCGCAAAAGAGACCAAAAAUCAGACCCGAUGGACCUUGGCAAGUCCAAAUCAUGUCUACUUUGCCAUUGAAGGCCAUGUCGCGGUUAUGGGGAAAGUUCAAUGAAUUGGUCAUCCCGUACUACCUCCGGGUCCCGGGCUUCAAGCUAUACUCCUGGAUAUUUGGUGUCAACCUUGACGAAGUGGCAGAGCCUGAUCUCCAUGUCUAUCCCAAUCUUGCAUCAUUCUUCUACCGCACACUCAAGCCCGGCGUGCGUCCACUAGACCCGAACCCCAAUGCCCUGCUCUCGCCGUCCGAUGGCCGGAUUUUGCAAUUUGGCCAAAUCGCAGGCGGUGACAUCGAACAGGUCAAGGGCAUGACAUAUAGCAUUGAUGCUCUUCUCGGAAAGAACACACCGACGCCUAGCAUUGCCAGUGGAGUUUCGAGCUCGUCGGAGAAAUCUGUUCGAGACGGUCGAGCACAACACGAACUGCAUGGCGACGAGGAACUUGUGAAACAGGAUGAAGAAUUCGCCCGUGUCAAUGGUAUCACCUACACUCUACCUAAUCUUCUCUCUGGCCCGGAGAAAGGCAAAAAGGGCAGAGCAAAUGUCGAAGACCAGUCUACUACGCCCUCAAGCCUCAGCGCCGUUUCUACGGUAGGAGCUGACCUGGCCCUCGGAGAGAAGCCAUGGUAUGAUCUGAUUGCACCUGAAAAGAAGAACGCACUCUACUACGCUGUCAUCUACCUCGCGCCAGGUGACUACCAUCGAUUCCAUUCGCCCACCAAUUGGGUUGUAGAACGUAGGCGGCAUUUUGCGGGUGAGCUCUACUCAGUAUCUCCUUACUUGCAGCGAACCCUUCCCGGCCUCUUCACGCUGAAUGAGAGAGUGGUGCUGCUUGGACGGUGGCGCUGGGGAUUUUUCAGCUAUGUGCCCGUCGGUGCAACGAAUGUUGGUUCUAUCAAGAUCAACUUUGAUAAGGAAUUGCGAACCAAUUCCCUGACGACCGACACUGCAGCUGAUCGCGCAGCAGAAGAGGCCGCAAAGAGAGGCGAACCUUAUACAGGCUACUCCGAAGCAACAUAUGCCGGGGCCAGCGCCAUUCUGGGUGGUCACGCGAUCAAGCGUGGUGAGGAAAUGGGAGGUUUUCAAUUGGGCAGCACAAUCGUUCUAGUAUUCGAGGCACCAGCCAGCAGCGACAGCCCAGAAAAGAAGGGAGGGUUCGAUUGGGUUGUCGAAAAGGGACAGACGCUCAAGAUGGGCCAGGCCUUGGGAUACGUUGUUGAAGAAUAA